Messenger RNA from Phycodurus eques (leafy seadragon), 3198 nucleotides. Its product is annotated as tigger transposable element-derived protein 1-like. Gene Ontology annotation, molecular function: DNA binding. The record is from RefSeq and is a predicted model, not a curated record. The transcript is spliced from 2 exons. The coding region runs from base 169 to 1161 and encodes 330 amino acids. Lineage: Eukaryota; Metazoa; Chordata; Actinopteri; Syngnathiformes; Syngnathidae. Gene Ontology annotation, cellular component: nucleus.
UGUUCGUACAAGUUACGUCGGUGUCGUAAGAGCGGACUCGGAAUACGACGUCGCGUCGUGACCCAGGAACAACUUACGGCAUACUCGCUUUCCGCCGUUCGCCAUUUUGGUUUGCCGUGCUUACACAUACUUGUUUUCUUUUGCUUUAGUGACUUUCUAGCCUUCGCUAUGGCGCCCAAGGGCAAGGCGGACUCUUCCAACGACCGAGCUUCGAAAAAAAGGAAAUCCAUUACCAUGGAGGUGAAGUUAGACAUCGUGAAGCGAUCGAAACGGGGAGAAACGCCGACGAACAUCGGCCGCGUGCUCGACUUAAGCCGCUCCACUGUGGCGACUAUCAUUAAGGAUCAAGAUCGCAUCCUGGAGCAUGUGAAGGCAUCUCCGCAUAUGAAAUCCACCAUAAUAAGCAAGCAGAACAGCGGGCUAAUGAUGGAGAUGGAGAGACUUCUGGUGCUUUGGCUGGAGGAGCAGCACCGGCGGCGUCUCCCCGUCAGCCUCGUGCUGAUCCAACAGGAGGCGAAGCGCCUCUUCGAGAAGUUGAAAAGCGAAAAAGGAGAAGGCAGUGAGGGGAAGUCGUUUGUGGCCAGCAGAGGUUGGUUUAUGCGAUUUAAAGCUCGCGCUAAUUUGCAUAACCUUAGAGUGGAAGGUGAAGCCGCCAGUAGCGCGAAUGAAGCAGGGAAAGAUUUCCCCACUGCCUUGGCGGAGAUCAUCAAGGAGGGGGUGAACAAGUGCUGUGCCCAACAAGUGUUGGGUGAGAGUUUGUCCUGGAAGCCGCCGGUAAACACCAAGGAGGAGGAGGAGGAGGAGGAGGAGGAGGAAGCGAGACAGGCUGUGGAGCAGGACGCAACAACCCCAGAGCCCAAGAGGUUCACAUGCAAGAGCUUGGCGGCUGGUUUCUUGCUGAUCGAGGAAGGCUUGGCGAAGUUCGAGGCCGAGGACCCCGACGCGGCCAGGUACGCCAGGAUCUUCAAGGGGGUCACGGACCACCUGCGGUGUUACAAGGAGAUUUGGGAGGAGGAAAAUAGGGUCUCCUUUCAGUCGAACCUCGAACGGUUCUUCAAGAUGGUCGAGAGGCCGAUACCGGAUCCCGUACCGGAUCCUGGGCCCUCGACGUCGACUGCUCCGUUACCACCUGCGGCCUCUUCGUCUCCUUCGAAAAAGUAGAGAGGCCUGAAACAGAUCCUGUAUUCUCUACCUCAUCUGCUUCAUUCACUUCCCCCAGCAUCUUCUCGACCACCUUUGACCUCUCCAGCAUCCUCCUCGCCUCUCCCCUCUCUCACACUCACAACACAAGCCUACCACAGGAGGAAAGGCCCUUUUCCACCAGACAGCGGUAGAACUCCUGGAUGUACGUGUAAACGCACUUCCAGUCCGGCUCUUUCAUCCGGACCAAGUCUUCAGGGUCCAGCAGAGGGGGGCAGCCGGCCAGCCUCCUGCAAACGGAGAAGCAUAGUGGCCAGAGUCCUAAAGUCAGUCUCAGCAAGGGACAACAAGGCGACACGAGGAAGGGGAGCUUACUUACUCUGCCGUGCUGAAAGCCAGCCGGAAGUUGUCCCGGGGCUUGUGAGGGUUCAGGGUGGAAUAUUCGAAGGCGUCAGGGAAGAAGCGGUGUACCAAGGCGCAGAAGGCUAUGCCGUCCUUCCAACUGGAGGAGAAGUUGCGGACAUCCACCCCCUAAAAUAGCAGAGACAGGUUUGAAGAGAAAAGACAGAGCCGAGCAGAGCAGUAAAUCACAACAGAGGAGAGUGGGGAGAUUAUGACCUCAUAUGGCUCCGUUUUGGCCUUGCACCAAUCCAGAAGCAUCUGUUUGACGUUUUUAGCAUUGGGUGCUGCAGAGGGGGGACACUUCUGGGCGGCUUGAGCAGUACCCGUCUUACUGAGGAGGAGAAGUACAGACAGAAGAGUCCGCAUCUAAUAACUACGCUAAUAUAGAGGCUCCUCGCUUUGCCAUGGUGAAAGAAUAUGUUUCACGCGCAUGCUCCGUUACGGGAGUACGUUUUUCAUUGGACUGUUAUAUUUAUGCCCCAGAAGUGUUUUUCAUACAAAUAUUUACUGUACUUCAUGAAACUAUCACUAACCUACACUAAUGUAGUAGUAGAUUACUGCACGUUCAGUCUUACACGUACAAAUCUUAAAUUAUGUUGCCACCGCAUGAAUGUAAUCGUAAACCGAGGACUCCUGGACACACAAAGAUGGAGUUUAAAGUAUCACUUGUGGACAGUAACAUUUUAUGGAACAUUUUCUCAAUGUGGUUAACAUACAGUAUUGUACAUGAAUGGAAUAUUGUUUUUUUACAUGAAAUAAAUGAUUUAGCUCCUCAAAACACUGGCCUCUCUAAUAGACUUAACUCUCAGAUUGUUCCACAAUUAAUCAGUUUCGAUUAAAUAUGACUCCCGUAUUUCCUCAAAUAGUCGCCUCUGUAAUAGAUACCGUUCCCCAAAUGAUCCCCUUGUUUUUGUAUGGGAAAAAAAAAUGGGACCAACAUAUUUUCUAUUAGUCAUCACCAAGACAUCUUGUGAAAAAAACUGGCACUACUGUAUUUAUUCAAAUUGGAAUAAAUAAAUUCCCACCUGACGAUACACCUUUUAUAUUGCUUCAGAAAAAUAAGUUGGAAUAUGUACUGUAUAAGUUGGAGGGAAAAAUAAUUUGUAAAGUUGAUACAAAUGCUACCCCCUAACAAUAGCGUAGCUUAAAAUGGUCUUUUUCUAUGUUAAAAGUUUUUUUUAUAUGUGAGAAUUGGUAUUGCCUUUGCAACAUGUGACUCACCCGCCUGCUGUCACGGAGGAGGCUGGUUGACCUAACCAAAACAUCAGAGAAUCAAAUGAAUAUGAGAAAACUUAUGCAAUGAAUAAUACUAAGAGAUCAUCUUCGUAGAGAUGAGUCACUGUUGGUUGUCAGCUGCUGGUUCAUGGGUGCCCUCGCUGUGCCCACAAAUCCCCCGCCUGGUGCGCCUCCUUUGCUGAGGCCCUGCUGCCUCAAGUCCUGCUGCCGAGACCCUCGCUCCUGCUCCCGCUUGUCUGAUGAGGAAGAUGAGCCGUAUUAGACAUUGCGACAUGUUGAUUAUUCUGUAUCCAUCUCCCAGAGUUGAGCUCACCUCGCUUUUUCUUCAGUAGGUCCCUCAACGCGGCGCGGAUGAGACGCCGCUCUUCAAAGUCUGCAGCAUUGUCCAGCUAAAAACACAAUUUCUAUUACAUUAAGUUG